AGAAUCACCCAAAAUCGCGGGAAACGCGUCCUGUUUCUCCUUAGAGGUCCGUAAGAUUCAGUUACAAUUUCUGAAUAUUAAUAGAGAAAAUUGUUUAUACAAAAUUAAAUUUAUUCUUGUAGAAGUUUACAUAAAUUAUGUGUUGAUUUCUAUACAUUGAAUAACGGUACGCAUUGUUUCUCUAAGAAAUAAAGUAACCCUUGAAAAUCGGCCAUCGCGGCUAUUUUCAGCGAUAAUGGAAAUUGUUUUCAAUGCGUGAGCCUUUUAUACAAAAAUAUUGAAAUUUAUAUUGCGUUAACUGCUGAAGAAGUGUAUAAAGUUUUAUAAUAUUGAAUUACUGUCUUCCUUGAUAAACGAUGAUGGUAAAUUAGUUGACAAACUAUGAGCACUAUCAACAGAGUGGAUAACGAGGUGGGCAUAAUUGUUGAAUCAAGAUUCGAUGAAUUCGACAGAAGUUUGGACAUCACGAGCAACGAUUUUGAAAAUGAUAAGAAGGACUUGAGUGUUAAUUCUAAUAAAACUUUGCCUGGUAGAAGUCGUUACGGCAGAACAAUAAAACCCAAGUCUCCUAAGAAUGAGGUUGCCAGUUCUCCAAAGAAUUCUAAGCUGCAAAAGACUCAAAAAUACCAGAACUUGUCUGACAGCAGCAAUGAAAGUACAGAUGAAAAUAACAUGACCAACGAUAUGGAUGAUACAAGCGAUUCUUCUACUAAUUUAAGUACAAUGGAGGAAAAUACUCCAAAAUUGGUCAGUUCAUCUGUGCAGUGCAAUUGGGUAUUAGGUCAGUUAGCAUGGGCCAGAGUUGGGAAUUUUCCUUUUUGGCCUUGCGUAAUAACGCUUGAUCCAGUUUCAAUGAUAUAUAAUAGGUUGAAAGCUACUGCCAGAUCACAGGUACUAAUGGUACAUGUUCAAUAUUUUGGUGAUAAAGGGCGUCACAGUUGGGUUUCCUCAAAUUCUAUGAUUCCGUUUACAAAUCUAGCGGACUUUAAAAAAUUAUCGGAAUCAAUAACUGCAGAAGUUAAAAAAAGGGAUGCAAAAUAUGCUGCUGCUUUCAUUGUAAAGCCUGGGAUAAAAUCAAAAUGGGAGAGCGCAGUUGAAGAAGCUAUGGAAGUUCACUCUAUGAGUAAUCAAGACAGAGCCAACAUUUUUAAACCAAAAGAGAAUGUCACAAAAAAUAGGUCACCAAAAGCAUUAGAUGAAAAAGAUAAAGUUAACAAAAGGAAACACUCGAGUGACUCGAGCGGACCCGAUAUUAAACGCUCUAAAGAGGACAAUACGUACGAUUUAGAUAAAUCGCAAUAUAAAACAGAUGGAACAAAAUCAAAAGUACUGAAAUACAUGGAGAAUGGUAAAAGUAAUUCGAGGCUCAAUUCCGAUACUCCUCCAUUAUCUCCUUUAAGUCAAAGAGAUUCGAACGAUGAGGUUUCUAUUAUGCAAAAGGUUGAAUUUAAAACCGAAGAAGUAGAUGGUGUUUUUGAAGUUUACUACGAACGAAACAGGGAUAUGUUAGAAGAUGAAUAUCCGGAUGCGUCGGAGCACGAUAUUAAAAGGUAUUUACGGAAAACUUGGGAUACUAUGAAUUCUUCUUUUCGCAAAAAAUACCGAUCAUAUGUAACGUCAGAUGCUACCGAUACUCACAUAAAAGAAAAUUCAUCAGAUCACGAAGAAGAUUUAUUAAUAGAUAUAGAUAUAAAUAUCAAGGAUAAUAAGAAAUCAAGAAUUAAAGCUGAAAAGGAAGAGAUAUGUGUUACGGAAACGAAAAGGAGUAGACCUUAUAAUCUUUUUAAAGGAAUGAAACAAGAAAAAGUUUGUCAAAUUUGUGAGAAAACUGGAAAGUUAACCAGAUGCAAAGGUCCUUGUUAUUCGUAUUUUCACCUUUCUUGUGUAAAACCAGGCGAGUCCAGUCCAGAACAUUCCAUCGAUGAAAACACAAUGGAAGAUAAAAUUCUUAACGAUAUAAAAGAGAUCAAAGGAGAUAAUAUCGACGAGGACGAGACUAGUGGCAAAACAGAAGAACAAGAAGACGAGUUAUUUAAAUGUAUCGAUUGUUUGUCAGGUGUAGCUCCUGCUUGUUUUAUAUGUAACGAAAGGGAAGGGGACAGAAUUAGAUGCUCUGUAUUAGCCUGUGGAAAGCAUUAUCAUUCGUCUUGUUUAAAAUCAUGGCCACAAUCUCAUUGGCAGGGUGGUCGUUUAACUUGCCCGUAUCAUGUCUGCCACACGUGCAGUUCGGACAAUCCUCAAGACAGUCAUCCAAGAGCUUCGAAUGAAAAGUCGGCUCGAUGCGUUCGUUGUCCUUCAUCUUAUCAUACAUCCACGUCUUGUUUGCCUGCUGGUUCAGUGAUUUUAACCGGUAGUCAAAUAGUAUGCCCGAAGCAUUACAAACCAUCGCAACCUCCAGUAAAUGCAGCCUGGUGUUUUUUAUGUACCAGAGGAGGAAGUCUUAUCUGUUGCGAUACAUGCCCAACGUCUUUUCAUCUCGAAUGUCUAGGAAUUGAUGCACCCGAUGGCGCAUUUAUUUGUGAAGAUUGUGAAACGGGCAGAUUGCCUUUGUACGGGGAAGUAGUAUGGGUUAAACUUGGAAAUUAUCGCUGGUGGCCAUCCCGUAUUUGUUAUCCUCAUGAAAUUCCUGAAAACAUAGAAGCACUUCCUCACAGUCCUGGUAAAUUUUGUGUAAUGUUUUUGGGAUCAAAUAAUUAUUAUUGGAUUCAUAGAGGUCGUGCUUUCCUUUACCAAGACGGUGAUGCAAAUAUAAAACCGUCGAUAGGCAAAAAAAAUAAUAGAGACGAUACUUAUCGGAAAGCACUAGAAGAAGCCAAUCAAGUUCAUCAGCGCUUAAAAAUUGAAAGAGCUGCUGCCAAAGAUCAUGGACCACGAGGGCUAAAACCUCCACCUUACGUUAAGUUAAAAGUAAACAAACCCGUUGGUAAUGUAAAACCGGCCGAAGUUGAAAGCAUCGUCGCGUGUGAUUGCGAUGCAGAAUGGGAUAAUCCAUGCGCACCGGGAACAGAUUGUCUCAAUCGGAUAUUGUUAGUUGAAUGUAGCCCUGGUAUUUGUCCAGCCGGUCCUAAAUGUAAUAAUCAGGCAUUUGUACGAAGACAGUAUCCAGCUAUGGAACCAUUUCAUACCGUAGGACGGGGUUGGGGUCUUAGAAGUUUAGAACCUAUUAAAACUGGACAGUUUGUUAUCGAAUAUGUAGGUGAAGUUAUAGACGAAGCUGAAUACAAACGAAGAUUACAUAGGAAAAAAGAAUUAAAAAAUGAGAAUUUUUAUUUUUUAACCAUAGAUAAUAAUAGAAUGAUCGAUGCUGAACCAAAGGGGAAUUUAAGCCGAUUUAUGAAUCACUCGUGUUCACCAAACUGCGAGACACAAAAAUGGACAGUAAAUGGGGACACGCGUAUAGGUCUGUUUGCAUUAUGCGAUAUUGAACCUGGUGAAGAAUUAACUUUCAAUUAUAAUUUAGCUUGUGACGGAGAAACUCGAAAACCAUGUUUGUGUGGUGCAACAAAUUGUAGCGGAUUUAUAGGUUUAAAAGUUCAGAAACCGCAGGUAACUACACCAUCGAUUCAGCAAAAGAAAUUUGAGAAAAUCGACAAAAUAAAACGUCAGAAGUGGUCGAGGAAACAAGUACUACUGUGUUGGUGUUGUGGACAAGAAAUUGAGAAAAAGGAAGAUUCAGUAGUUUGUGAUCAGAAAACAUGCAAUAAAAGAUAUCAUAAAACGUGCAUUGAUAUUGACGACACAGAUUCAAGGUUUAGUUGUCCUUGGCAUCAUUGUACAGAGUGUGGUCGUAGAACAUCUGCCCAUUGUUCGUUUUGCAGUGUUGCUUUCUGCCAAGUACAUUUGGAUGGACAUCUAUUCGAAUAUGGUGAAAAAGGUGGUUUCGUUUGUGAACUACAUGAAAACAUGGACAUUCAAAGAUCAGCUGUCGAAGAUGAAAAAGAUUAUUCGGAUAAUGAUAUUGAAACAGAUAAAGAAUAUUCUUCUACAGACUCUAAUAGUCCACUGAUAAUAACAGAAAAGUCAAUGCCACGUGAACCAUCGCCAAGAGUUUCCAUAGUAGAGGUUCAUCCAAGCAGCGAAGAAAGCGAAGAAUCUCAAAAAGAGGAUGAAGAAGAAACAAUGCAGUAUGCCGAUUUUAAACUGUGCGAAUACAGUUCAAAAAGUAUGAAGAGAAAAACAUUACACCGAUUAUCUCUGAGGUUGAAAAAAGAAGAUCAGGUAGAAGAAUUAAAUAAUCUUACAUCUAGUCAGCUGGAGGCCAUAAUCGGUGGCAGUCUAUUUGAAUGAACAAUUUAUCUUCAUUGAUUAAGCUUGAAAUAAAAAACAUACUUUAAUGUGCAUAGCUUUGAAUUUUCACACAAUUUCACAUAAUAAAUAAUAAAUUGUUUAAUGAUAAAUGAAAAAUGGUGAUGAACACCAGAUAAUAAUAUUUGCAACGAUAUACAUUAUUUGCAAAUUGUUCAUUCCAUGUCAAAGGGAUCAGUUGAAUAACGAAUUUUAAUAAAUUUCAACUAUAGCGCCAAGAGAAUACAACUUGUUUUUAAUCUAAGAAAACUAUAUUCUGUAUCCCUAUCUUAUGUAUGUACAAUGGGAUUUGUAUAUAUUGUUUUUCCAAUUCAA
This is a messenger RNA of Osmia bicornis bicornis, 4620 nucleotides long. It is a transcript of the gene NSD, whose product is annotated as histone-lysine N-methyltransferase NSD2. Gene Ontology annotation, molecular function: protein binding; histone H3K36 methyltransferase activity. Bases 382 to 4287 code for a protein of 1301 amino acids. The transcript has 13 exons. NCBI's taxonomy places the organism in Eukaryota, Metazoa, Arthropoda, Insecta, Hymenoptera, Megachilidae. Gene Ontology annotation, cellular component: nucleus; chromatin. Gene Ontology annotation, biological process: regulation of DNA-templated transcription. The record is from RefSeq and is a predicted model, not a curated record.